Molecule: messenger RNA, 2008 nt
Organism: Python bivittatus (Burmese python)
Lineage: Eukaryota; Metazoa; Chordata; Lepidosauria; Squamata; Pythonidae
Gene: CDK20
Product: cyclin dependent kinase 20
Biological process (GO): protein phosphorylation
Cellular component (GO): nucleus
Molecular function (GO): protein serine/threonine kinase activity; ATP binding
Source: RefSeq, a predicted model, not a curated record
GCUGGGAAACGGCCGGCGGGGAUUCUUUGGCUGAGCAGCGUCCCGGUUCUUCAGGGAGCCGGUCGGGGAAAGCGGGGCCGGGUGGCCGAGCCGUGCACCGGUCUCCUGGGAGUCCUUUAGGUGGCCCUGAGCGUGCGUCCUCCGCGGGAUAAGGAGGGGAAUAUGUAAGAAUUAAAAGAACACUCUGACUUUGCUCCUAUAAUACCUUGUGAAAGAGUCUUGAAAUCAACGUUGGAGAAAUCCAUAAGGCCAGCAUGGAUCAAUACAGUAUUCUUGGCCGCAUCGGAGAGGGAGCCCAUGGCAUUGUUUUCAAAGCCAAGAACAUAGAAACUGGGGAGACUGUGGCCCUGAAGAAAGUGGCUCUCCGCAAGCUGGAGGAUGGGAUCCCCAACCAAGCCCUGCGGGAGAUCAAGGCUCUGCAGGAGAUUGAGGAAAACCAGCAUGUGGUGCAACUGAAAGAUGUUUUCCCCCAUGGCACAGGGUUUGUGCUAGUAUUUGAGUACAUGCUGUCCGAUCUGUCCGAGGUGAUCCGCAACUCUGAGCAGCCUCUUACUGAAGCCCAAGUGAAAGGCUACAUGCUGAUGCUGCUCAAGGGGGUGGCUUUCUGCCAUGCCAACUCUAUUAUGCACCGGGAUCUGAAACCAGCCAAUUUGCUGAUCAGUUCUACAGGGCAAUUGAAAAUUGCUGAUUUUGGUUUGGCCCGUGUAUUCACCAGUGAUGGAGAGAGGCUGUAUAGCCAUCAAGUGGCCACCAGGUGGUAUCGGGCUCCUGAACUGUUGUACGGUGCUCGGAAGUAUGAUGAAGGUGUAGACCUGUGGGCUGUUGGCUGCAUCUUUGCUGAGCUUCUCAACAAUUCUCCGCUCUUCCCUGGUGAAAAUGACAUUGAGCAGCUGUGUUGUGUCCUCCGAGUGCUUGGCACACCUAAUCAAAAGACCUGGCCGGAGAUUACAGAGUUGCCAGAUUACAACAAAAUCUCCUUCAAAGAGAAGCAGCCCAUUCCUUUGGAGCAGGUGGUGCCUGAUGCUUCCCUGCAAGCAGUGCAGCUCCUGAAAGAGUUCCUGGUCUAUCCUUCAAAGCAGCGUAUGCAGGCAGCCCAGGCACUUCUGCAUCCCUAUUUCUUCACCCCUCCUCUGCCAGCCCAUCACUCGGAACUACCCAUUCCCCAGCGUGGGGGCAAAAAGAUUCGUCAGGGGCUCCAGCACCAGCGUGAUUUCCAUGUGGAGCAGCCCCUGGAAGGGUCAGUCGUGGAUCUGGAGCUGGUGGCACCAUAUGUGAUUGAUGUAUAAAGAGGGUCCUCUCUUGCUCUCCUUCAAAGUCUGGCUUCUGUGCCAUCUCGUGAAGCAAGUUGGUUCCUCAUCCCCAAGGCACGGAGGGAGCCAUGCGUUAUUCGCUCAGUGGGUGGGUAACCACGAGACCAUAACCCAAUGAUGUCAUGUGGAUGGGUGAAACGAGUCCAGAUUUUCAAAGGCUUGAAGGUGUUUUGACUCUUUCCACCAUACUUAAGCCUAUUGGAUGGCUGAAUUCAGUAGUUUCUGGCAGCUAUUUGGUGGCCUAGUUUCUGGGGCUGCAAAAAAGAGACUGGGGAAAGACUGUGUGCGGCCUGCAUUUUCCCAGUUUAACCUUCAAGGGAACCAGUUGAGUGAUUUGGUGGCAGCAGAUGACAAAAGAGGGAGCAGAGGGCAUGCUGAACUGCCACUCUAGCAGAAGAACCAAGAGAAACUGCUCUUCUCCAAAGACUCACAGAGCCCAUCCAGUGAGGAAUCUGACAAAACUCUCUUCUGGUAUUGAACCUGAUCACAUUUUUCCCCUUGGGAGAGCAGAAUCAGGCCCAGGUGGAUUCAGGAGAGCAAAGUCUCUGUUCCUUUGAAGCAGGGUAGGGCCCAAAGGCUGCCUGUACCAGUUUCUCCCCCCACAGAGUUUUGAGGACUUCUCUCAGGCCUUUUCUGUUUUUCUGUAAUCUCUCUUCUUAUGCAGUGGCUGUUAUAACAGUUGAUAAUUAAACAGGUAA